AUGGCUGCGCCCGCGGUGCAGCCAGCUCGCGGGUUCUCCUCCGGGUUCGGUCGCGGACGCGGUCGCGUUCUCCUCCUGCCGCUGCUCUUGCUCCUCUGCCGGGCGGCGGGGCACGAGGAGGCCGGGGCCGGGGCGGGCUCGUGCGGUUGCGGCACGCCGCAGCGGCCCGGGGCCCAGGGCAGUGCCGCAGCCGCGCACCUGUACUCGCGGGAGGCGAAUGCCCCGGGCCCGGUCCCCGGGGAGCAGCCGCCGGCGCCCACCAAGAUGGUCCUCAUUCCUGCCGGUGUGUUCACCAUGGGCACAGAUGAUCCUAAGAUAAAGCAGGACGGGGAGGCGCCUGCCAGGAGGGUGGCCGUGGACGCUUUUUACAUGGACGCCUAUGAAGUCAGUAAUGCCGACUUUGAGAAGUUUGUGAACUCAACAGGCUACUUGACAGAGGCCGAGAGGUUUGGUGACUCGUUUGUCUUCGAGGGCAUGCUGAGCGAGCGGGUGAAGACGGACAUCCACCAGGCAGUGGCGGCUGCCCCGUGGUGGUUACCAGUGAAGGGAGCUGACUGGAGACACCCAGAGGGGCCCGACUCCACCAUCCGGCACAGGCCACAACACCCCGUGCUCCACGUCUCCUGGAAUGAUGCAGUUGCCUACUGCACGUGGGCGGGGAAGCGGUUGCCCACGGAAGCUGAGUGGGAAUAUAGCUGCCGGGGCGGCUUGCACAACAGGCUCUUCCCCUGGGGCAACAAGCUGCAGCCCAGAGGCCAGCAUUAUGCCAACCUGUGGCAGGGUGAGUUCCCCGUCACCGACACCGGCGAGGACGGCUUCCGGGGGACGGCGCCCGUUGAUGCAUUUCCUCCCAACGGCUAUGGCUUGUACAACAUGGUGGGCAACGCCUGGGAGUGGACAUCAGACUGGUGGACUCGCUACCAUUCUGUUGAGGAAGCACAGAACCCGAAAGGCCCCCCGUCGGGGAAGGAUCGGGUGAAAAAAGGCGGAUCCUACAUGUGCCAUAAGUCCUACUGCUUCAGGUACCGCUGUGCCGCCAGGAGCCAGAACACCCCCGACAGCUCCUCCUCCAACCUGGGAUUCCGAUGCGCCGCUGACCGUCUGCCCACCACAGACUGACAGCUGAGGAGCCUGUCCAGAGCCCAGCUGGCGGGCCGAAGCCGCACCCCGAGGGGCUCCGUCCCUGCCCGGUGGCCAGUGGAACUGUCUACACAUCAAAUCGCUGACCUGCCUUGUCACACGCUCUGUGUGCUGUUGUGUCUUUGGAGACCGUCACCCUGUUUGACUUUUGAGAGUCUUUUAAAGAGAAGGGUGGUGCAGGAACCCCAACAAGGAGUGGCAAGAGCAUGGGGUGCAGCAUGGAACUUCCCAGCCUUACUGCUGCCUUCCGUUGGACCCCAAAGUCUGUGACUACACAGUGAGAAUUCUCACCAGAUGAUUCUGUACCAAUGCCCCCUUGCCUCGUCCCUGCCCCUUGUGCGCCCUGGGGGGCGUGAUCCUGGGCUUGCCCCGUCCCUGCCCCGUGUGCGCCUUGGGGGGAGUGAUCCUGGGCUUGCCCCGUCCCUGCCCCGUGUGCACCCUGGGGGGCGUGAUCCUGCGCUUGCCCCGUCCCU
Messenger RNA from Ochotona curzoniae (black-lipped pika), 1613 nucleotides. It is a transcript of the gene SUMF1, whose product is annotated as sulfatase modifying factor 1. Lineage: Eukaryota; Metazoa; Chordata; Mammalia; Lagomorpha; Ochotonidae. The record is from RefSeq and is a predicted model, not a curated record. Gene Ontology annotation, cellular component: endoplasmic reticulum. The coding region runs from base 1 to 1119 and encodes 372 amino acids. The transcript is spliced from 9 exons.